GAUCAUCAAAGCAAAUCAGAAUCACAAUUACAUCAAAUAUUCAAUGUUACAGCUCAAACAUUUAGAUCAUCAGUAGUAGAUUGAUGUAAUUGACUUGGAACAAAGAAAUAACAUGAAUAUAUAUUCAAUGAAUUUCUCUGUGCUACAUAUUUAGCCUAUGCUUCUCAUCUAACACUCUUUCAACUCAAAUUUUUUAAUUAGAACCAAAAAUAUCAUGGAAUUGCUUCUUCGCCUCCUUGCAGCUCACGUUAUCUUAUUGGCUUUAUCAUAUUCAUUUGUGUAUUGUUACGAUCCAAGUCCUCUUCAAGACUUUUGUGUUGCCGCCAACGAAACUAAUCGAGUUUUCGUGAAUGGAAAAGUGUGUAAAGAUCCAAAAUCAGUAACAGCAAAUGAUUUCUCUUAUUCGGGAUUAAACAUCCCCGGAAACACAACCAGCUUCAUGGGUUCUAAUGUCACAACGGUGAAUGUUAACAAAAUCCCUGGACUCAACACACUCGGAGUCUCCUUCGCUCGCUUAGACUUUGCUCGGGAAGGUCUAAUCCCACCGCACAUACAUCCACGCGCCUCUGAAAUACUCAUGGUCACCAAAGGAACACUCCUGGUUGGGUUUGUCUCUUCGAACCAAGACAACAACAGACUGUUCUCCAAGGUUCUUAGAACAGGAGACGUUUUUGUGUUUCCCAUUGGUUUGAUACAUUUUCAAAUGAACAUUGGGAGGACAAGGGCCGUUGCGUUUGCUGGGUUUGGGAGCCAGAAUCCUGGUACGAUUACGAUCGCAGACGCGGUUUUUGGAUCGAGCCCUUCGAUUCCUCGAGAGGUUUUGGCUAAAGCUUUUCAGUUAGAAGCUAACUUGGUUAGAUUUCUCCAGAUAGUGUAUGGUCCUGCAUUAUGGUCGUAGGAAAUUUUAAGGUAUUAAUGUUUUAAAGGAUUGAUGAUAAUAUGGUACAUCACAUGUUUGGCAACAAAUUAUUGUAUAACUCUUUGUAAGCAGGUAAAUUAAAACAAUAUAUUAUCUGUUACUAGAUUUUAACGUAA
This is a messenger RNA of Camelina sativa (false flax), 1035 nucleotides long. RefSeq names its product germin-like protein subfamily 1 member 6. Gene Ontology annotation, molecular function: manganese ion binding. The record is from RefSeq and is a predicted model, not a curated record. Lineage: Eukaryota; Viridiplantae; Streptophyta; Magnoliopsida; Brassicales; Brassicaceae.